GUGAUACAGGCUUAGUUAUGAAAACACGUUCAGUAUUAAUAGUGCAUAUUUAUUAGUAAAAUUGGAAAUAGUGGAAUUGUAAUCAAUCAAUACUUUGAACGCACUAGCUAACAGCAAUGCAUUAUUUUAUGUGAUUUACACUACUAAAUUAGUAAUCAUCAUAGACUCUGUGGUAUUGAUCUGAAUAUGAAACAUUUAUAAGGUUUGUCCAGUUGAAUGGUACUACUACUAGUAGAAAACGGAAAACUACUAUAAAUAAAAAUUAACGAAUGGCGAAGCCUGUAAAGGGAGGAUACUUGCUGAGGCAUAAAAAGAGACUGUUCGGGCGAGCGUGGCGGGAGGAGUGGGUGGUGCUGUACGAAGACUCCACACUCGCCUGGUUCAAGGAGAAGGGCCGAGGGGAGCCCGAGGGCAGUGUCGUGGUCAAGGAUGCUCCGGAGAUGUUGGCGGUGAGCCAGUGGACGCUUCGGAUACCCGGCAGACCUGUGCUACCCUCAGGGUGUCACGUGGUACAACUGAUGGCCUUCGGGACCCGCGGGGGAGACAAGGUCCAUUGGCUGUUGGCUCAGAGCGAGGAGGAGGUCAACCUUUGGAUGACAGCUAUUAGUAAUACGUUGCCGCCGCCUCCCCAGACGACCAAGCCGCCUGAUGACAAGCCUGCCACUUCGCCCGCCGAUCCUGAACACCCGCGACUGCCUCCCGUCCAGAUAUACAACUCGGUGAACGGCGAGCGACCCGCUAUCAUCAGUACCGGGGACGUAGGGGGAGCACUGCUGCUGGGCGCCGCCAUCAACUGGGGACAAGGGCUGGGGUGGAGCUGGGCACCCUCACAGUGCCGUGCUCCCCACCACUGCUGCUGCUGUGACACGGCGCCCCACCAACACGACGUCAGCCACAACCAGUGCUGCGGUUGCGACACGGCGCCCCACCAGCACGACGUCACCCAAAACCAGUGCUGCUGCUGUGACACGGUCAACUGUGACACCCACACGGUCGCCCACCACCACGACAUCCUCUACGACACCUGCAACGGCUUCGACGACGUUGAUUACAGCAUGGAUUGCAGCGGGGACUUUGGCUUUUAAUGUACCACUUCAGUAGGUGACAAUUUUCCCACGGUCUGACGUUCAGGACUGAUGUACUGACGCUACUGUGUUCAUCAGAACUGAGAGCUGGACUCUCGGUUCUAGAUUUUGAUUCUCGCCGAGGACAUUUAUGGUUUCCUCGAUGGUGUCCCCCUUUCGAUGUGAUCGCAUUCGUGGCCAUUUCAAUGGUGGGAGGAUGUAAACAAAGAGUAACGAUUACGACGCAGACAAUCCUUUCUCGUGUUAUUCCUUACGUGUAUGGUCCGUUAGCGUUUCUGUAAGGGGCUCUGACUUGUAAUCUGCGUGUUAUGGCUGGUUGUUUCGCCAUGAAAUUCCGGGUAAAAUUCUUGAUCGGGUUUCUCUUAUUAUCCCAGCUGUGUUGGAAUAAUAAAACACCAGUAGGAGCGGUGGGACGUAGACUCCCAGAACACUGUUGACCCAUUUGUCAGUCACCAACCUAACCAAUGUUGUACGGUAGAAAUAGAUUCGACAACCCAAAAUGAUAAGUGUUCACAGCCAUUGAUAUGUCUGUCUUUUAUUCGUAGUGCUCGUCGAUUUGUACCUUUUUAUACCUGAAAACCGAAUUUUUUAAAUUUGUACUGAGCGGUUUACCCGUGUUUUGCCAAUAUUUAUUGAUUGCCAAUUUAUGUAAAUAGUACCGCAUUGUUAGUCAAACUCAAGCUAAUAGUGUUAAGUUGUAUUGGAUACGUGUGUUGUUAACUACAAUGAAAUCGUCUAUCUUAAUAAUAUAUUGUUGUUGAUAAUAGCAUAUUAUGUAUAUAUAAAAAUAUUGUAUAUGAUAGACUGGUUAGUGUUAUAUGUCUUAUCGUAAGGUUUCGUUGUAUGCGUAACUAACGAGCUGUCUGGAGAUUACUUGGCAGACUAGCAUCGAUUCGUUUACUAAACUACCGAUUGGCCACAAACUAUAAUCUUUUCUCUCAGUAUUAUAUUUAUGUCCUUGUAGAAUCAAACAAUAACUAGUUAUUGCAUUCCCUCCGUAAACUAUCGAGUGGUGUCUGGACAGCCUUUACGUACACGUUUGAUCUGUUUAUUAGAUAUUCUCGUAGAUGCUGGUACAAGGAGUAGAACAUCAAAAUGUGUACAAAGUAAGAUUGAUGUUCCCAUUUUCUGUUUUAGCUAUUGAAUUUGACGUGUAGAAAUAAAUACCACAGCACAGGAUAUUUUUACUGUACGUAUUUAUUAAAUUAAACGAUGAGGUCUACGAAUAUACUCGUAUCUGGUAGUGUGUCAUUUUGCUAGGUUCAGAGUCAAGAAUAUUACAUCAAAUCCGUAAUGAAAUAGUUUUUAAAAAUACCCUGGUAGCAUAUAGCUAGCUAUAAUUAUUGAGGUUAUGUUAAGUGACAAAAUGUUCACUUUGAAUUUGCCGUAACUUGAUAAGAAUUAAUGUUAUUAUUCAUUAUUGUAAGACGCUGAAUAGUUUUAAUAUACAACUUUGACUAUGUCAGAUAAGAUACAUAGCACCCAGUUAUCAAAUUAAACUUUUUUCAUGUAUAUGCAUUAUUCAUAAGAUAGGUUUUCAAUAAUGUGAUAAAUCGUAUAUUUCCAACACAAAAGCAUCAAUUUCUAAUACCUACAUACGGUGUAAAACUGUACUCGUCGUUUUAAAACUAACGAGACACCUUCGCUCUAAAAAUGGCGUUAAAAUUAAUUAUUACGUAAUAAAUCAACAGGUUGGAGUGCAGUGAAAUGCUCAGGGAGCAGUGUGUUAAUUUGUUUUGUUCGUGAGUAAAUAAACAAAGGAACACUGCAUGAACAAGGCAACCCUUUUAGCACACUACACCACACCUUGUAAACAGAGUAAUAUAUUAUAGUGCUCCAUAGAGGAGUGAAUUAUUCACAAUGUUGGACGGUAUUAGGUAGGAUUUAUCCACAUUCACAUCCAAAUGAAUUGAAUGAAAUAUCGAGAGAUGUCAUAUAACAUUCAAAAGCUUAACGAAACAACAUCCAACGUUUUCAUCAGUGAAACUCUGAUUUUAUAAUAAUCCUUACCAUAAAAUACAAGAGCUUAGUGUAAAAAGUUUCUGGCGUCUGAUUAUUGGACGAAAUGGUAUAUUUAUUCACACUCCCUGAGGCACAAGAAGAUAAUAACCGAUCAAUUAAUUAUACAUUCAAAUUGAAUUCCGGUACUAUUGAGUAAUUUGGUAAACAUUAGUUUGAAAUAUGUACAUUUUAAUAAGUCUCCAAACACUUACAAUCAGUUAGACGCCUGUACAGUUAUAAAUAAAUAAUAACGCAGAGAUGCAAUUUAAAGAAAAUAAAAUACAAAUUUGAGUUUCAUGAAGAUGAUAAACAAAUGAUACGUUUCCAAGACUCUGUGUAUAGUGGUUGUAACGAUGUUUAUACAUACGUUGUACGUGUUUUAUUUGUAUGUACAUACACUUUAUCGAUACUGAACUAUCGAUGUUAUAUAUAUCGACUGUAGACGUGUAGUUCCCCAGGCGAGACCCCGCCAUGCAACUCUCACUCACCCGAUACUUUAUAUGAUAACGUAAAACGUUUUGGUUUUAUAUUAGUUCGUAAAGAAGAACAUAUUGUAAUUGAAACACCAUGAAAUGUAGAUAAAUAUAAUAUAGGGGUGACUUACGCUGUAUAUGUCUAGGUUAUGUUGUCCAGAGCCCAGCUUUAGGGUAUCUGUUCGUAUAAGUGUGAAUGUGUUGGUAAAUCGACUGUAAUAAUGCUCGCUGAAUCCAUUUGUAAGAAAUAAAUCUAUAAUACAGUUUUUAUUAAUGAAAAAAUACAAAAAAGGACAGUUACAAAACUUUUGUAUUAAAUGCAUCAUUAGUUUUAAAGCUAUUCAUUUUUUGCUUAUAAUAACUUUUCUUUGCUAUUUUCUACCAUUAAAAUUACCAUUAAAUAAAAAUAUUUCCUUUAAAACGCCAUUAUUAGAAUAAUAAUAAAAUGCUCAAAAUUGUAUACAUUUAUAUUGUUAAGUUUAAAUUGGUCCUCAAUGAUUAAUAAUAAAAUGUUGUAUGUACUAUUAUAUAAAGCUACACAUUUACAAUUAUUAGAAAAGAAUAUUUAAUUUCCAAGAAUAUGAUGUAUAGGAAGAAAAUUAGUUUGAUGAUCAUACAUAAAUAUAUUUAUUACAGUAACACCCGGGUAUAUUAAAGGGGGAGGGGAAGUAGUUUCGGAUAACCAGUUUUUGCCAAAAAUAAUCUGUUAUAAUGGGUGUGUAGGGGAAACGAAUUACAUACCAUUUAUGUACGUAAGGUAUAGCCUACCUUUGGAAUGAUAGCAGGAGUGGAGAUGCCAAUAGCGAGUCGGAUGUGCAAGGCUUUAAAUGAGAGUUCACUGGCUUUAUCGUCCUGUAUCUGUUAUCCUCUUCAAUCAACCAUAGCCAGUAAUAUAUUUCAAACAAAGACAAUUAGUUUUGAAACAAUGGUUUCAGUUUUUAGUGCCGUAUCUUCAACCUGUAUAUCUAAUCAUGAAUUUAAGUUUGUCUCAAAAACACUCCUGGUUUAAAAAUGAAUUAAAAAAUAUGUUUUAAAAUAAUUAUAUAAUUAUUUGGAUCUAUAAGUAAAAUAUUAUACAUUUUUAAUGUCUAAAAAUACUUGCAACCCAUUAAAUAAACCCUAAACAAAACAUUUCCGUACGUUGGGGUUGUUAGAUAUUCCAACUAUUUUGCAAAGAAAUAACUAAACAUUUUGUAGAUUUUUUAAUUAAUUUCGUGUCUAAUAAUAGCUAUUUUAAAUUGUUGUAUGUUCAAGUUUAACUGAAUUUAUGGAUCUUAAAACAAGGCCAGGAAUGACAAUUUGUAGACUUUCAGUACAAGUUUGAAAGUGUUUGAAUUCUACUGCUGCCAGGAAGUCCAUUCAUUAAAUUGCACUUGUUAAAAUCUUCAAGAUAUUUCAGUAACUUAAGUUCUCUCUGAAAAGUUAGUGGACAUGUUGAGCAAAGUUCAGUCUCGUCUUUCACGGUAAACUGGUCUUUAAUGAGAUUGAAUUAAAUUACUUGGAUACGACAAUAGGCUCCAACUUGGCUGGACUCGGAGAGAACAAUUUGUCCAUUUCAGUUCACAACUGAUCUCCAGUAAACUGUUGUAGCAAUUUAACUGUUGGGGAUUUAUAGAACAUUUUAUUGUUGGGGGAAAAGGUGGUUAAACUGUGCUUACUACUUUUCUUUCUCGAACUUUUCGUUUUAUAAACAUAAUUACUUCUAAAAUGUCUGUAGUUUGUAUAAUUAUGUAUUAUUAUUACUAUUAUAUAAUUAAUAAUAUUUCCUGCUUUUUUGAAAGCAAAUAUACAUUAAAAAACUUGAGUAUAAAUCAAUAGUUAUACAAUGAUACAUUUCACCGAAAAUACUAUAUGAUAUUUAAUCAUAGUUAUCUUUAAAAUUUUUAAAAUAAUUAUUUUAAAGCAUUUUUAGUGCAAUUUUUUUUAUUUUGUCGCCAAAAUCACCAAUAUUUUAACUUUAAUUCAAGCACUACUUUAAAUUCAAAAUAGUACUUUCAAAUUCAAUUCUAUUACAGCAAAUCAUGUGAUACAUGUCGCAAAACAUUUUUUAAGAUAUAUUAUGAAAUAAGUUAAAAUUAUAUAUCACUUAUCCUCGAGUUUAAAAAACAUGUAUUUCUCACGUUUCAUAUAAGUUGGUAUUAAAGAGAUUAGAUAGAGUCGAGUGUGAAGCGUUUACUCCAAACGCUGAUUAAAUAUAAUUUUUAUUAUUGUUAAAAAGUGCCGUACACAGUAAUUUAUAAAACAUCAAUUGAUUCAGCGAGCAAAGGUCUUACCUGAAUAUACUAGUGUAAUUCUUAUUCAAUGAUGUAAAAAUGUAUUCAUAACUCUCCCUUCUAAAUAACUUUUCACAUUUUUGUUAUUUAAAUAUUAUUUAUGCGAUUUAUGAAGAAAAUAAUCAAUAUUAAUUGUUGUUUUACAGUUUUUUUUGUGUAAUUAAAAACCCGAUGUGCAUGGGCUGUAAUAUAAUUUAACACAGGUUUCCGUUAUCAUGUUAUUUUAAUUCUUUAGUGAGAUAACGUUUUAGUUGACGAAGGUAUGGAAGUUUUAGUUCUUAGGAAGUUUUAUGGACCUAGAAACUUUCCCUGCCCAUUCUUGUUCUGUUUCGUACAUAUUUGUAGCUCUAGGAAUGAGGGUCCAUUUUCUACAUUCCAAAUGUUAUCUAUUUUUCUGAAUUGUUGUGAAUCUUACGAAUUCACGCACAAAGUAUGUAAUGUAGAUCUAUUGUAAAAUGUACAUAGCGCCGUACAUGUUUCUACAGUGUACAUAGAGAAUUUGUUGAUGCCAUGUUUACAAUUAAUUAGUCAAUGUUCCAUUGAGCCCGAAAUAGUGUGUUUAUAAUGUGUUGUUUCCGAAAAUAAACAGUGAAAACCAA
Molecule: messenger RNA, 6431 nt
Organism: Homalodisca vitripennis (glassy-winged sharpshooter)
Lineage: Eukaryota; Metazoa; Arthropoda; Insecta; Hemiptera; Cicadellidae
Exons: 7
Coding region: 270-1085 (271 amino acids)
Biological process (GO): regulation of cell differentiation
Cellular component (GO): membrane
Source: RefSeq, a predicted model, not a curated record